Solanum verrucosum is the source of this 808-nucleotide messenger RNA. RefSeq lists its product as uncharacterized. NCBI's taxonomy places the organism in Eukaryota, Viridiplantae, Streptophyta, Magnoliopsida, Solanales, Solanaceae. The transcript is spliced from 4 exons. Bases 1 to 765 code for a protein of 254 amino acids. The record is from RefSeq and is a predicted model, not a curated record.
AUGGGAAGAAAUUGUGGAAAUGAAGCAAAAUGGGAAUUGGCAUCAGAGAUUUGUGAUCUGUCUAAAGGUGUUCCUUGUUGUUCUCAUCGAUCUCUGUGUACUAUAGAUUCCGCAUUCAUAGACUGGUAUCUUCUUCUUGACGUGGAUGAGGGUGUUGGAGUAGAUGUGAUUAAGCAGCGAUAUCGUAAACUAGCAUUGCAGCUUCACCCUGAUAAGAACAAACAUCCCAAAGCUCACAUUGCAUUCAAGUUGCUUUCCCAGGCAUAUGUUUGCCUGACGGAUGAAGCAAGCAGAGAGGCUUUUGAAACAGACAGAAGAAACCACACAUGCCCAAAGUGCUCCAUAAAAUCAACUGAAGAAACACCUAGACAUACAAAUGUUGCACAAGUAGCCAAAACAUUUCCUCCUCCACAUAAGGCACGGACAGUUUCCAGAAGCAUUUCACGGCGUGUUAAAGAACUUAAAGCCAGAUUUACUGAAGAAGUUUCAGUAAUAAACACCUGCUUGAAGGCGAAGUCUUCACUAUCUACUUACUCAAUGAACCAACCUCAGACUUUCAGAAGAAGAAAUGAGACACCGAUCUUCAACCCAUCGAAUUAUGAGUUACAAGGUUAUCCUCAUCCUAGCAAUUAUAGGAAGUUGCUUCAUAGAUUUCAGGAAAGAAACACUGACAAACAUGUUUCUAGCUACCCAGUGUUUGAGCCCAGAUCAGAAAAAGAAGCCUAUGUACAUAGAACCAGCUCUAAGAAUAUGUUCUACAACUAACAGUUGUUAUGCUUCUAUUCUAUGAUGCACCUUUCAGGUUGUC